AUGUCCGAAUACUCGUCGGUCGUGGACGGCAUUUCAAAUGCCGACGCCUCGUACGGAACCGACACCGAAACGAUUCCGGACUCGAUUCCGGAGGCGCCGGUGCGUGAGCCGCCCGUGCCUGCCGGCGAUCGUGUGCAACACUUUAUGCCAUAUCCUCUGCGCGCGCCACAUCAUCACCUUCAAUUGAACCCCCCGAACAACGCGGCGGAGAACGGGGAAGAGGAAGAGGAAGAGGACGAGGAGGAGAAGCAGAGAAAACGGCUCGAGGCGGAGGCGAACCGAACUCCGGAAGUGCUGGCGGCGCUGGAAGCACUCGCGCGGCCAGGCGAGGGUCCGGCACCCGCGCCGAAGAAGGAGAUCUCGACGGAGAACAAGUCGGCGGAGGAGAUUGUGCGCGAGGUGGCCGACAAUGUGCACGCGUGUCGCGUCUGCUGGGAGGACUUUCACUUUCCGAAGAACCAGGCACGAUUGCUCGGCUGCGGACACUCGUUCUGCACGAGAUGCGUCGUCAACUGCUCGAGACCGUCACUCCACUCCGCGCGCGAUCAUGUCAACGGGAUCAGGUGUCCAGAGUGUCGGAAGGUGUGCAAACAGGCGCCCGCCAGUCUACCCAUCAACUUUCAGCUCAUGCGUUCGUUUUUUUUCUUCCAUGACACUGCUUCCUAGUAGGAUUUUUUGAACCUAUUAUAGGGGCACCGCGCAAAAAUGGCGCUCUGUUGAGAAACUCCUUUUGCAGUGCAAAUUGAGUGAGCUCGGGGCCGAGUUUGAAAAGUUAGGCCACGUUUUCAGUGGAAAAUUACUUCGCGGCCUAGAAAUUCGGCCAGAUUGCGAACAGCGCGCCCUUUCUGUCCGGUGCCCCUAUAAUAGUGUCGUUUGAUUAUUAUUGGGGCACCGGACAGAAUCUGGCCGAAUUUCUAGGCCGCAAAGUAAUUUUCCACUGAAAACGUGGCCCCGCGGUCGCUCAAUUUGCAAAACGAGUUUCUCAACGGAGCGCCAUUUCUGUGCGGUUCCCCCUAUAUUAAAAUGAGUGUUUUGUUUUAUGGGGCUAUUCAGGCUGUGAAAAAAAUGAUUGUUUACCGUUUUUUUUUUUCGUUUUUUUACGUCAAAAAAUCCAAUUCAGCGAUGUAAAAAAACGAAAAAAAACGGGGAAAAAAAACAUACGCUGAAUAGCCCCAUUAGCUUUACAAUUACAGAUUUGUUACCAUUUUUAAUUUCAGAACUGCUGACCGCGCUGAGCCUCGUCAAACCGGCAAAUGCAGAACAAGACGCCGAGAUGCCGAAUUACGAAAAUUUUGAAAGAUUGGGAAAUUUGCUGCCGAGCGAUCAACUUUCGGAGCUUUCGCUCGACGAGUUGUAUGGUAAGCGCCGGUUUUGCGAAAUUGGUUUAGUUCAAAAACAUUGCAGAGUAUUCAAAAGUGCUGUUCAACGCGAUCCGACUGAAAAGUAUGCACGAACACUCGAAAAUGGCCGAAGGAGACAUUUGUCAGCAUGGAGGUAACCGUCUAGAAACGUCUUGAUUACCAUCCAUUCGCGUUUCAGUGGAAAACGAAGUGAUGAAGCUGGACGAUAUGGAACGAACACUCGAGCGAUUCAUCAAGAACAUGAGAAGUCUGUGUCUGGGCACCGCGCCGCGCGAGUCGUUCCCCUUUUUUCCGUUCAGAAAUCUGUGGGAACGCGAUCAACAUUUUACGGACGCCGAUUGGAUGAGAGUAAGUUUUUUUCGUACCAGGCCUUUGCUAGUCUGGUUAGGGCACGCGACCAAAAACGUAGAAAGGGGCGUGGGGCCUAGCGGGCACGAUUUAUCACCAUUUUGGCGCGAAAUUCGAAAUUUAACCCCAUUUUUCAUGUUUUUCGUCGAAAAUUACCCAAAUUUUGUAUGGGUUUCGACGAUGUAAUUGCAUAACUUUGUUAAACGUUAAUCAUCGCGCACUUUUUGAGCUUAAAACGAGCAGGUUUCAUUCAGAAAUGAAUCAAUUGAAUCGAUUUUCAAGUUUUGUGCUGAAAAUGCGCGAAUUUCAGUCAUUCGCCGAUACUUUUUGCCGUUUGAACGCUUAAAAUACUUGUAUUAACGUGCUUAAUCACUUCCAACACUCAUUUCGUCUCAAAACUAUCCAGAUCGGCCGGUAUGAAAAUUCCGAAAUUGCGGCGGCGAUUGGCCGCACGUGUGUUCAUUCAGAACUCCCGCCAUAAAAAUUUGAAUUUAUUUUCGAAGGGCGCUACGCACCGAUUCAAAAUUUUCGUUUGCCGCCUUUACGCCGGCGUACGCCCAUUGGCUGCGUGUCGCCCCUGUGCAAACACCGUUCUAGAUAUUUUGCGUACUUGGCACCAGAUACUACGCAAAUUUUAGGCCAGCUGUUUAUUUAUUCAAAUUAGAGAGUGCGAGAUUGAAGAGACGCCGACGAUGUUCGGUAGGGCGCGCUUGCAUGCGCGUAACAGUUCGAACGCUCGUGUGGCCGCAGAGGGCGUAUUGCGAAAUAUGCCAAAAACGUCUCAAACACGACGUUUUCAGGAAAAUUUCGAUUUUUUCUCUCUUUAAUGUCUCUUCUUUCGUCGAUAUCAGACACAAAAAUAUCGAAAAAGUGCUGGAAUUGCGGCAAUUUUCAGAAAACGCGUCUCAAAUUAGGCCACGCCCCCCUUUCUACACUUUUGGUCCCGCCGUGACUCUUCCUUUUCGACACUGUUCAAAUUAUGCAGUCACGGGGGAACAUGUUACACGAGAGCGGGUUCCAACUUUUUGGAUAAUUUGUAAAACCUACAAACAUCUAUAUUUCAGGAGAUGGUCGUGUUCCGUCAGCACCAACCGCCGCGCGCCGACCCUCGCUCCGAAGUGUACAGUAUGCUGAACGCCCAAGCGCUACGAGAAGCGGCGGCGGGCCAACAAGCGGAUCCGCUGCGAAACCUGAACACUUUCCGCGAGGCGCACCUCCGCAGGGAACGCCUGAUGGCGUUUCAGCGAGAGACCGCCCGUCGCAACGAGACGCUCAUCGGACACCUUCUGCAGGGCAGCGAGUCGGAGCGACUUCGGACCCGAUACCAGGAACUCGUGCGGAUGGAACGGGUCGGCGUGCGGUUGCGGCCGCAGGAGGUGGCCGAUCUGGCCGCGUUGCGCGAGUUCCACGAGGGAAUCGAGUCGGAGCAGAGAAGAGUUCGCGAGGAGUUGACGAUGGCACACUUGCACUUGUACGAUCGGCCCGUCAUUCCGAGAAUUCAGGACGACGACGAGCUGAGCACCGAUUCGGGUACGUGUUUUUAAUUGAAGUCAUCAACUGUGCCUCGUUCCAGACGACUCCUCAUUCACCGAAGAGGUCGAAGUGCGUCCGCAGGAGGCGCCCGUCCAAAUGACGCUCGGCGAAGCGGCGACAAUGGUCAAAAUGGUCGGACUCGUCACUUCGGGCGCCCGCCGCACCGAAUCGCGCGCCUGGAUCCUGCCGAACAACCGUCAGGACGUGGAGCAAGUGAUCGGGGACCUUCUGCCAGAGCACCAAGACCCGACGGCGCCGACCGACUACCGGCAGAACUCGGAGGUGCGUCGUUUCGCGCACGCCAACCGCGUCGACUCUGAUCAGUUCCUCGAGAUCCUUCGCGAUCACUGCACCAAGUACGCGGCGUCGUUGGUCGAAGCGCCGCGGCUCGUGAGAAGUCGUCGGCAACGGCCGGUGCCGUCGGAUCCCUUCCAGGCGCUCUUGUCGGUCAUUCGAAAGCGCGCGAAACAGGCGUUGCGUGGACACACUCUGCCGGCGCCGAUCGACUUGGAGGAGAACAAUCUGACGAUGCGGCUCGUGAUCAACGUGGCGACGUCGUUGGGCGUCCGCGAUUGUCUCAAAGACUUUUUGAAUCCUCCCGCCGACACUCCGGCCGUCGGGGCGGCUCCAGAAGCGGCCGGUCCAUCGGGCGCGGUGGUUGAAAGAGAAGGAGGAGGAGGAGGAGAAGAAGAAGAAGAAGAAGACGACGACGAAGAAUCGCUUGACGAUGAGGAAGAGUUCGAGCCAUCCGGCACCGAGUCCGACGAAAACGAGGACGAUGAGAAUUCGGUGUGGUACCGUUUGAACGACGACGGUCGGACCAUGUUCUGCACGUUGUGUCGAUGCCAGUUCCCGAGGUACGCACGACAAGACCAUUCGAGCGAUUUGCGACAUGUGUACGUUGAUUUUUUACUUUUUUUUUACUGUUUCACGAAACUAUUGAUUUUUUGUGUAUCGAAGAAGAAGCACUACAAAAGUUCUGUAUGAUAAUUGAAUUUUCUCUCGAAUUUUUACCUCAUUUUUUUCAGCGCCCGUGCGCUCAGUGCGUCAGUCGGAUUGGUCGAAUGA
Molecule: messenger RNA, 4310 nt
Organism: Caenorhabditis sp. 36 PRJEB53466
Lineage: Eukaryota; Metazoa; Nematoda; Chromadorea; Rhabditida; Rhabditidae
Source: the annotation of a GenBank genome assembly